Spea bombifrons (plains spadefoot toad) is the source of this 1022-nucleotide messenger RNA. RefSeq lists its product as uncharacterized. Lineage: Eukaryota; Metazoa; Chordata; Amphibia; Anura; Pelobatidae. The coding region runs from base 149 to 799 and encodes 216 amino acids. The transcript has 5 exons. The record is from RefSeq and is a predicted model, not a curated record.
AAUGCAGAAAUUAGGGAGGGUGCUGGCUGUCGUCCGGCUUGGGUGCGGCUCUAAACUCUUCAAACUCAUUCUCUUUCAGACCUCCGCUGAUCCCCCACUUGCUCUCCUGUGCACAGUCCCAGCCUGAGUGCCCCUGUCUUCGCUCACCAUGGCUGAAAUGAGGAAGUCACCCCCCACAGAGAUGGAGCGGUCCAUGGAGAAGAUUAUUACGAUAUUUCAGCGGUACGCCGGCAAGCAAGGAAGCCAGGGUGCCAUGGACUACACCGAGUUUGAGAGCUUCAUGAAGACAGAGCUUCGCUCCUUCACAGAUAACCAGAAAGACCCCAACAUUGUGCAGAAAAUGAUGAACUCGGUGGACGGCGGUGUGGACGGAAAGCAAGACAAGCAGCUCGACUUCCAGGAGUUCCUCAAUCUCAUCGGUGGGAUGAUGGUGGCUUGUCAUGAUGCUUUAUCCAAGACUCCUGCUUUUAAAAAGCAACCAACCCCGCUCAUCCCUCCGACGGAAAUGGAAACUGCCAUGGAGAGCAUUAUCAGGGUAUUCCAACAUUAUGCGGGCAAGAAAGGCGACAAAAAUCAAAUGAACUACACAGAGUUUGAGGCCUUUAUGAAAACGGAGCUGAAAUCUUUCACUGACAACCAGAAGGACCCAAAUAUUGUGCGUAAGCUCAUGGAGUCCGUGGACGGAGGUGUGGAUGGUAAACAAGACAAAGAGCUGAACUUCCAGGAGUUCAUGAAUCUGAUUGGAGGGAUGAUGGUGGCCUGCCACGAGGCUCUCUUGAAGCAUCUCAAGAGGGUCUGAGGGCAACAGCCGUGCCGUCUUGCAUUUCAAAUUCCGACUGUCUAAAUCUGUCUGUUUUGUUCUAAUAAAAUGUUUCGGAGCCAAGGAUCUGGAGAAAGAAAGUGGGCUGAAUCGGAAAGUUACAUUGACUGUGUUUAAGCUGUGACGGCUGGCUUGGGACCAGUCACCGAGCGUUUACCGGCGUGCAACGGAGAACAAUAAAAAAUACUACUUUGUUACAAUA